CGUGGGAAGUCACGUGCAAACCCUCUGCCCACAACCCUUUGCCCUGGCCACUUUAGGAUUUCCCAUUUAUUCCCGAGUCUCGUCUUUCCAUCUUCAACCUGCACCACCCUCGCCUCCUCACCCCCCGUCACGUACGUGCCCGUCCUCGUUGCCCGUCGCGUCGUGCUCACCGUGCUUCUGCCUCCCUGCAGUUUGCAACUUACCACCACCCCAUCUCUCGUCUAUCGCAAUGGCCACUCAGUCGCGUGAAGAUUCCGUCUACCUCGCCAAGCUCGCUGAGCAGGCGGAGCGCUAUGAGGAGAUGGUUGAGAACAUGAAGCGUGUCGCGUCCUCCGACCAGGAGCUCACCGUCGAGGAGCGUAACCUCCUCUCUGUUGCAUACAAGAACGUCAUCGGCGCGCGCCGUGCAUCAUGGCGCAUCGUCUCCUCCAUCGAGCAGAAGGAGGAGUCCAAGGGCAACGAGGCCCAAGUCUCCAUGAUCAAGGGCUACCGGGAGAAGAUUGAGAGCGAGCUCGCCAAGAUCUGCGAAGACAUUCUUGACGUCCUCGACAAGCACCUCAUCCCUUCAGCCGCGUCUGGCGAGUCGAAGGUCUUCUACCACAAGAUGAUGGGUGACUACCACCGCUACCUUGCCGAGUUCGCCACCGGCGACAAGCGCAAGGACUCUGCGGACAAGUCUCUUGAGGCUUACAAGGCUGCGUCUGACGUUGCCGUGACCGAGCUCCCCCCCACGCACCCCAUCCGUCUCGGUCUCGCGCUCAACUUCUCCGUCUUCUACUACGAGAUCCUCAACUCCCCCGACCGUGCGUGCCACCUCGCGAAGCAGGCGUUCGACGACGCCAUCGCUGAGCUCGACACGCUCUCGGAAGAGAGCUACAAGGAUUCGACCCUCAUCAUGCAGCUCCUCCGUGACAACCUCACGCUCUGGACUUCGGAUAUGCAGGAGUCUGAGAAGCCCGGUGACAAGGAGGAUGAGGCUGCCGCCGAGGAGUAAACGUCUUGUACCACCUAUCCGCGCUUGGGCCGUCUCGCCAUCCUCUUGUCCGGGUAGCUUGUGUCGCCUGCUUUAAUGUCGUCCCCUUGCAUCAUUGUCACAGUAUCAUAUCCGCACCUACACUGUCGUCGCACAUCCAUUAUUUCAUCGUUCUAUUUUCUCGUUGUCUCUACUUUUUCUCGUGAUACCAGAUGGUCUGCCGUAGAGCCGGGGGACAUCAGGUAGCGUCGUAGUGGGCUCUUUUGUCGAAGUGAAAUGAAAAGGAAUCCCUCGUCUAGUCACGAAUAUUGGUGUGUGAUGCUUGUUGAGUUGUCUUCUUGCUCAGUAUACAUCUGCAUUUGGGAAGUA
Molecule: messenger RNA, 1342 nt
Organism: Rhodofomes roseus
Lineage: Eukaryota; Fungi; Basidiomycota; Agaricomycetes; Polyporales; Fomitopsidaceae
Product: 14-3-3 protein
Exons: 5
Coding region: 230-994 (254 amino acids)
Biological process (GO): signal transduction
Cellular component (GO): cytoplasm
Source: RefSeq, a predicted model, not a curated record